UUGAUGCAGAGAAGGAAGUAACGGCAGCAGGGGAGCCGAUCCGCCUCGAGCGAAUCCGAUCUUUUAGUCUUCCUCUUGGUGGUGGAUUCGAUUACUCCCCUUGGUGGCCAUCUCUUCUCUCGGUGGUGUUGGCUCGAGAGACCGUACGCCGUGCUGCCGGGGCAUCGAUUUGGAUGAACUGAAUCUCCGGGAUCGUGGAGCGCAUUGAUGGGCUUUGAGGCGGAAACCUUCCAAGUUUGCCCUCUUGAUCAGCUACCGGAUAAAGGUGAGCGGGGAGGAAUGAUGGCACGGAGAUUUUAUCUUGGUUCUCUUUCCUAUUAUGAUUUCGAGGAUGGGAGAUGAAGAGAUUGAAUAACACAAUAGAGGCAAGAAGUAGAGAGGCGAGUGAGAAGGAGGCUUGAUAGAUUCGUGGAGUAUAUAAAAAGGGAAAAGAAUGUGCACUAGUGGGCGAAAGCACUCGAAUCUGCAGUCUUUCCUCGCUCACAUAACGCCUUCGGUGCCUGCUUAUCCUCUUCCAAAGACAUGCAUGCGUGAUCUGAAUAACCUCUGGCAACCUGUGGGCAAGGAGAAGGCUGAGUAUUUCACUCUAGGAGACCUCUGGGAACAGUAUAGUGAGUGGAGUGCUUAUGGAGCUGCGGUUCCAAUCAUCCUCGACAACCAUGAAACUGUACUCCAGUACUAUGUUCCAUACCUAUCUGCUAUCCAAAUAUACACCAAUAAGUCUCUUCCUUGUUUGAGGAUGUUGCUGGAAGAGAGCGAGAGUGAAUCUUUUAGUGAUGACAGUGAGAGUGACAAGAUGUCGAAGUCGUGGGAUGCAUUGUCAGAAGAUUCCAUGAUUAGCCAGGACAGUUCAUUGCCAGGAAAGGAAAUCCUGGGUCAAAUUUACCUUCAAUAUGUAGAGUAUGGUUCCCCUUAUAAAAGGAUGCCCCUCGUGGACAAGGUAAAUGAACUGGCGCAACACUUUCCCGGUUUGAUGUCAUUCAAAAGUGUGGAAAUGUCACCUGCUAGCUGGAUGUCUGUUGCCUGGUACCCUAUUUAUCCCAUUCCAAUGCGAAAUGUUCAGGAUUUGUCGGCAUGCUUUCUGACUUAUCAUACUAUCUCUGCAUCUUUCCAAGAUAAUGUUGUACCAGGGGACAGUGCAAAAGACUACUGUCCCAUGGUAGCUAAAACAAAUAAGUGGGAGCAAAAGAAAGGGGGCAACUCUGUUACUCUUUCACCAUUUGGUCUAUCCACCUACAAAAUGCAGGGGCACAUUUGGCGAAACCCGGACACUUCAGAUACCGAGAUGAUGGACAACCUUUACAAUGCUGCACAAUCCUGGUUGAUGCAGCUUAGAGUUGAACACCAUGACUUUGAGUUCUUUGCCACUCACUGAUUGUAAAUAUUCCUCCUCAAAGUAAGUUUCUGCAUACCACAACAGCAUCGCCCUGCUGGAUAACUCUAGGCUUCAGAGUAGGUUGAAGGGUUGUGGUGAAUCCAACCUUUGCUUCUUGACCUAAAAGAGCAGAUGCCAUACUGAACCUGAGUGUAGGUUUUAGUCAUAAACCUUUAGUUCACCUUUAUGCUAAGGAGUUGAUGUUUGUUGUUUUGACAUUUUGGUUUGCCUUUGUGAUGAGGAGGCUUCCUCCUCAGCCUGGAAAUGAGAAGAAAGAAAUCUUCAUCUGUG
This is a messenger RNA of Musa acuminata AAA Group (dessert banana), 1666 nucleotides long. RefSeq lists its product as uncharacterized. The record is from RefSeq and is a predicted model, not a curated record. The transcript is spliced from 7 exons. Lineage: Eukaryota; Viridiplantae; Streptophyta; Magnoliopsida; Zingiberales; Musaceae. The coding region runs from base 434 to 1375 and encodes 313 amino acids.